CAUCCAUCACACCCGUCAUUUGUCUCCUCAGGCAUUGUCAUGGUUCAUCAAAGCGACACUCAUGCUGAAUCGAUGGUUAGCGCGCUCCUGAACUACUACCUGGAGAAGUGGCAGUGAAGCAGCAGCUCCCUACAACACCCCAAUAUCGCAACCGUCCAUCUCAGCCCUAUGCUUCCUUCCGACGACGAUUGCGAUGCGUGCGCCCCCGACUGGGCCAUCAAACGGAGCCCAACCGCGGUAGCGAUCGCCGGCCUUCCUUUCGUGUUCACCUUUCUCAUCGUCGCUGUCGCCGUAUCGCACAAGCUGUUCCCACUCCUUUCAGGACAUGCACAUCUUAAACAUCAUGACGGCCAAUUACCCGGCUUCGCAUGGCGCGAAAAGACAUCCGUACUCAAGAAACUGAAGAUAACGGCGCGAUCGCUAGCUAGCGCAGCCUUUUCAACGAACAUCGCCCUCUCUGCGGUCCUGGUCGAGCUCAUCCUAUGCGAAAUCUCGAAUACCGUCAACCCCGCGACACGAACCCUAGCUUUGAAGAUUACCCUACCUUCGCUACUCUUCCUCCUCAUCAUUGCGACGCCUGCGCUGAUCAUACAUUCGGUGAUAGCGGACGCGGGAUGGGGUUUAGGCGGCGGGCAACGACACCGGAGAAUCGCGUGGAUAUUGGAGGUUUCUGGCCUUGCGCUAUGGCUUGGAGGGUUUUGGUAUCUUGGGAGGGGACUGUUAGGGACUUAUCUGCACGAAGAGUCAUAUGUUCACGAGCACACCUUCAGCGAAGGCUGCCUCGAGAGAAUAGGCGUCAUUGGUAUAAGUCUGAUGGCGUCGCUUGCUGGAUUCGCUGCCGUGAGUUCAUUAUGGCAGACGUUUGGCGUCAAAUACCGCCCAGUCACGGAGUCCGACAUUGCUCGAAAGCAAGCCGGCCUCGAUGCGACGAACGAUAUGCUACUGACGAAAGAGAGUCGAUUACGCGCCGUACAGCGAAAGCUCUCCGAUGGCCCUCAGGAAGGCUUCAUGACCCGCGUUGUAGGCAGCAUCCGAGGAAAUCCGGAUGUUCAAGAACGCAACACUCUUCAGCUCGAGAUACAGGGACUUGAGGCUAUGCGCACUACUCUUCAAAACUCGCUCACAGUCCUACAAAACCGGCGGCAUACUCAAAUGCGCUCACAUACUGCGUAUGGCCGACUUCUGAACCUCUUUUCCUUCCUCUUCUCCAUUUACUGUUUCUACCGAAUCACUGCGACGACGUUUACGACUUUACGCCGCUUCUCUUCACCCAACACCAGCUUCUCGAAUACCGAUCCAAUCAACAACUUCCUCGCGAUUUUAGCAAAGCAUUGGGAUCCUACAAUAGACCGCGUUGCAUGGAGCCGCACGAUAUCCUUCCUCCUCUCGGGAAUCAUGCUUCUUGCAUCCUUCAACAGCGUCGUUCAGACCUUCUUCCUCUUUGCACGCGUUCUACCAGGCAUCCUCCACCAUGCACGCGCUAACUUCGCGCUCCUGAUCUCCCAAAUUGCGGCGACAUAUGUCAUAAGCUCGGCGCUCCUCCUGCGGAGUAACCUUCCAGUCGAGAUGAAGAGUGCAAUAUCAGACGCACUGGGUGCGCCGCUGGAACCCGCGUUUACGGAGAGGUGGUUCGAAGGGUGGUUUUUGAUGGCUAGUGCUUUUACGGCGUUUGGGUUAUGGGCCGGGAAGAGGCUCAAAGGCCAGGGGUGGGACGACGAUGACGACCUGGGCGAUGCAGACGUGGAGAUGGGAAAGUUGAAUUGAAGUGUAUCAUUAUUGUACGGGAAAUGUUAGUAUUUGACUAGGUAGCAUAGUAUAUAUGAAGUAUAAGGGUAC
This is a messenger RNA of Trematosphaeria pertusa, 1836 nucleotides long. RefSeq lists its product as uncharacterized. The transcript is spliced from 2 exons. Gene Ontology annotation, cellular component: membrane. The coding region runs from base 169 to 1764 and encodes 531 amino acids. NCBI's taxonomy places the organism in Eukaryota, Fungi, Ascomycota, Dothideomycetes, Pleosporales, Trematosphaeriaceae. The record is from RefSeq and is a predicted model, not a curated record.